AUGGUGUUUAUCCAUCCAAAGGUCGAUGCUGCGCCCAGCCUUAUAUUCGAAACCUAUAUCGAAAUGCUGUCCAGACUUAUACCAUGGGGUUUAGAUUCGUGUCCAUUGACCCAACCUUUGUUCCAAUCCCGUGUGACGUUGUACCAAUGUGUUGUGUGUGUUCGUAGUACGUUGCGUAACGUUUCGCUAUCGUAUGAUGUAAUGAGCCAUUUAUCUUCAUUCUGGUGCGUUGGACGGUCGUGUCACGUGAUACGGUCGUUGUUCCGUCCUAAUUCUGUGGGGCAAAUCAUUGACUCAGUUCCGGUCAAUGGUGAGAGUGUCAUUAGUGGUUUUCUCCUGGUCCAAUCAGAUCAUUUGCAGAUGAUGUCAUUCAGUCAUUACAGAUUGUCCAAUCAUAACACAUCAUCCUGCAGAUCAGAUUUCUCAUAUAUAAACCAUGUUGUUUACAUCGGCGAGCAAAUAUUGAUGUUUGUCCUGGUCACCUUUGUGAUGUCAAGGCAGCCUUCCUUGUUGAGAGGGUCCUUGGAUGACCUUUGGGCAGGAUUCCUUGGGAAGAACGGUCCUUUUUUGUUAACAACCCAGUUGUUACUGCUUUCCUUCCCCUUCCCUAAGCCAUUAGAGUGCCAGUUGUCAGUGCCAUUUCCUCCUAGUGGUACCUUCAAUGACCUUCAUAAAUUUAACCUUGAAGCGAGAUGGUUUAUUUAUUUCCAAAGCGGUGUGGGUGUGGUG
This is a messenger RNA of Acaulospora morrowiae, 729 nucleotides long. Lineage: Eukaryota; Fungi; Glomeromycota; Glomeromycetes; Diversisporales; Acaulosporaceae. The record is from the annotation of a GenBank genome assembly.